Messenger RNA from Paramecium tetraurelia, 1038 nucleotides. RefSeq lists its product as uncharacterized. The transcript is spliced from 2 exons. The record is from RefSeq and is a predicted model, not a curated record. NCBI's taxonomy places the organism in Eukaryota, Ciliophora, Oligohymenophorea, Peniculida, Parameciidae.
AUGAAUGAUAAGAAUUUCUUAAUUAGUGAAGAGAAACAUGGAUUACGAAACAUCUAAAUUUUAUAUUUUUUAAUAAUUGGGAUGCUGUUUUUUAAAAAUGAACAAACAAUGAUCGUGAAUGAAGAUAAUAUUAUUUUAUUUCUUCUAUAAAUAUAGUAGGAAAGUGAUGAAUAUGACUUCAAAAUAGAUUAUAUCUGUAAAGAUAUAAAGUCAAAUGCUAUUGUGGAUCAAGCAUUAUACAAUUAACCAAAUCCACUUGAUUUUAAUUGGGAAAAGUUUAAAACACUAGAUGAAAUAGAAUAUCCUCCCCUUAUUCAAUAUUAGCGAUUAAAACAAUAGAAGAACCAAAAUAAAUAUAAAAUUCAACAACUGAUUUAACUGAAUGAACGAAAUGAACAAAGACUAAUGAGAGAUGAAUUCUAUGGCUUUUUAAUACAAGAUUAUAAUGAUAUUUGCAUCUUAAAAAAAGGACUUUUCUAAAAUUAACAUUUUCAAGGAGAAAUGAUUGAGUUUGAUAAGGAAAAGAAUGAGUUAAUUCAUUACAUAAAUAUAAUAGUUGAUAAAGAAGGAGAUAAAUUAGGCAAGAAUGUUAAGAUUUGCUAUUUAUCUAUUCAGGUGAAUCCUAUUGGCUUCAAAAUGAAACGAUAUUAUAGGGGUGGAUUUUACAAUAACAAAUAAAAUGGCAAAGGAAUUAUGAUUGAAUAUGAUAAUGAGGGAAAAAAUAGAUAAUUUUAUUAUUCAGGUGAGUGGGAAAAUGGAUUCUUAAAUAGUUUUGGAAUAUUUGAGAAUCUAAAUAAAAAAGCAAAUGAAGAAAGAUUAUAAGAACUUAAAGAUAAUGGAAAAUUGGAAUACAGAAAAUAAUAUUGGAGAAUUCGAAAAAACAUAAUUUCAUGGAUAUGGGAUUGGUUGUUUAAUCUAAAAAUAAAAAUUAACAUAAGAAAAGUUGGAUUUCAUUUUAGAAUCACUCAAAAAAAAAAAACACUUCAAAAUAAAACUGGUUUUAAAUAUAAAACUGUUUUUAAAUACCAUUUUUGUUGA